AUGGCACUAUGGUGGCCAACUCCGAUCAAGCAAAAGGGGAAGCAACAAAAGGAAAUUCUGGUACCACAAAAAGAGCCAGCCGACCCAGGAUUCCACCAAGAAGCAACAAGUAGUGGCGGUUCGUGCUGCCAACACCCCCGCCGCUCCAACAUGCUGAGGCAGUAUGCUGGAAACCUCCCCAAAUGUAACAAGUGCAACUUUCACCAUGCCGGCUCUUGUCGCGAGAUGCACUGCAGCAACUGCAACAAGAAAGGGCAUACUGCUCGUUUCUGCUGGGUGCCAGCCCAACAAGCCACCCCGGAUGCCAAUGUCGGGGCAAGCCGAGCCUGCUACGGCUGUGGGGAGACCGAGAACUACAAAAGAGACUACCUAAAGGCGAGAAACGCAAAUGCCGGCGGUGUUGGAAGGGUCUUGGUAUUAGGGAACAGGGAAACGAUGGAAGAUCCCAUGGUGGUUAUUGAUACAUACAUCAUAGAAAUGGAAAAUGGAAAGGCAAAAAGAACUAACAAUAUAUACACAAGGUGUACCCUCACUCUAGACAACCAUUCAUGCAAAAUCAAUCUAAUGCUUGUUUCAAUAAAAAGCUUUGAUGUCAUCAUUGGCAUGGAUUGGUUAAGUUAUAAUCGUGCCGACAUUCUGUUUUAUGAAAGGGUCGUUCGCCUUAAUCUGUCAAGUGGAAAAACUCUCAUCAUUUAUGGCGAAAAACCUAGUCCAAACCUACAAAUCAUCUCUUGCGUCAAAGCCAAAAGUAUCCCCGCAAGGAAUACCAUGCCUUCUUAUAUCAUGUAG
Molecule: messenger RNA, 789 nt
Organism: Lactuca sativa (garden lettuce)
Lineage: Eukaryota; Viridiplantae; Streptophyta; Magnoliopsida; Asterales; Asteraceae
Source: RefSeq, a predicted model, not a curated record